Suillus subalutaceus is the source of this 1983-nucleotide messenger RNA. RefSeq lists its product as uncharacterized. The coding region runs from base 1 to 1983 and encodes 660 amino acids. The transcript is spliced from 11 exons. The record is from RefSeq and is a predicted model, not a curated record. NCBI's taxonomy places the organism in Eukaryota, Fungi, Basidiomycota, Agaricomycetes, Boletales, Suillaceae.
AUGGUUGAGGCCGAUGAACAUCACGGAAGCGAAGAUGAGGACAACAAAGAUUUUGUGAAGACGAAAGGAAGAAUGCCCCAAGUAGGCAUCUUAAAGGCGCAAGAGCUUGGGAAGAAGACAUUGGAAGCUGCUAAAACACUGGGUCAAGAAUAUGGGAAGAGUGCGCGGACGAUUCUCAUCGAGGCUGGGUUGGCUAUGAAGGCUACCUGCAAGGAGUCUCCGUGGAACCAACACCAGAUGUGGUUUGCAGCUACCCAUCCCCUGCCUAAAGGAGUAUUGGGAGUUGUGUCGCCAGAGGACGUCAAGGCUUGGAAGAAUGACCCUCAGCACACAUCGUUGUGGAAGGAGAUACAGGAAAACUGGGAUUGUGCUGUUGCGGGUACAACUGAGGAUCUUACAUCGCAUUCUGCUGCAGGUCUUAUGAUGGGUAUUCAUGAUGCUUUCACAAAAUCAGCUGCAUACUGGCAUCGCACCCAUGGCAUUCACAUUGCUGGUGUUGCAAUAUUUCCCGGUGAUGAAGAGGCAGGCCAUCAGCCCUCAUCAAUUCACAUCCAACUUGAUAUUAAGCGUUGGUUAGAUGAGCUCACCACAAUCCUCAAGUACAAAGACUUAGAAGCUGCACAUGCUGAAGGCAAGACUUUCAGCUUACUCCCUGCCUCUUCCACUGCUCCAAAUGGUAGCCUUUUGUGCAAUGGCAAGCCUGCCAGGGAUAGGAAUAGAAAGGUCCCGCCCAUGAUGAUUAGUCAGAAGUUUGCUGAGGCCAGCCAUCUGCUCAACACCUCCAAUAGCAGGUGGCUGACCAUGUUGGACAUCCUGUAUACUGAGAAGCUCUGCAUUUAUGACUGGCCCGCUGGUGUUCCCCCGCCCAGCCCAGAUUUUGAUCUAAAGGCUCUAUCUGCAAGUCAACUAUGUGCAUUGGUAGCUCCGUAUCUCAGGCUCCAUCUUGGAGCGAUGUACGAGGCUGAGUUAGGUCUUGACGACAACAACAACGAUACCGAGGCGGAGGCAGCAAGGUGGAGGCAGCAAAGGCGAAGAAGCGCAAAGGCAAGUCCAAGAAGUCAGGUGACAAAGGAAGGAGAAGGGGUGAUGGUGGAGGAGCCAAGUGUUGUCUUGCAUAUCAGCAGAUGGCCAGAAAGUGAUAUCCUUACAGUUGAGACACAGGCCACAAGCAUGUGCCUCAUCCCACUCGUCAUCGACACUAACAGCAAGGUUGUUCGCUCCCUCCAAGACUCAGAGAAGUUCAUCAAGGAUCUUCUGCAAGAUGACGCCCAGGACAACACUCAAGAACACACUCAAGACAACACUCCUAGACGCCACACCAAACAGGAAGCUUUGCACUCAACUACUGGAGCUUCGCGCUCCAAUCAGGCAGCUUCGCACUCCAAUCAUGAAGCUUCGCGCUCUCGAAGCUCUGCGCUCAGUGUCACCCCUACUAACCGAGUCUUUGAGGAACUCCCACCUUCGUCACCACCAACACCAUCUUCCCAGUUUUCGUCUCCCGCUCCUAUUUCACGUGCAUCAACUCCUAUGUCAACCUCGGGUUAUUCGCACGUCGGGGACGCGACAUAUCCCUCCCGCUCUCGAUAUGAGCAUUCACACGAUGGACCACGUCGACAUCAUGCAUUUGACGAUGCUAUGCCAACAUAUAACCCAGAUACUCACAAAUGGACGCGGCCCCAUUAUGAAUCUGCACAGGAGACUGAAGAUCUGGAGCAUGAAAUGGUGGAGGAGAGGCACCGUGUCAGGGUCCAUGAGAAUUCUCGUAUACCUUUAGGCUGCGCCCAAUCGCAGGCACGUGUAAGUUCUGCACCAAUUGCCAGCACCUCCCGUUCUCAGCUACUAUCACAUUCCUCCAUUGUGCCAACUUCUUGCACUGGUUCCUCACAGCGCUGCAAUCAUUCAACUGUCAGACCUUCGCAUAUCCGCCCUGCAUCUCCCGAUCGCCGUGCAAUCAUUGAAGAAGAUGAAUAUGAGUAUUACUAA